Messenger RNA from Penicillium brasilianum, 2286 nucleotides. Lineage: Eukaryota; Fungi; Ascomycota; Eurotiomycetes; Eurotiales; Aspergillaceae. The record is from the annotation of a GenBank genome assembly.
CGAAAGCCGAUCAGGGUCUCCGAGGUACAUCGCUCGGACUUUGAGACAUACAGCUUGCAAUGAGUGAUAUCAAUCUAGCUAGCUGACAAUAUUUUGAGUUUGAAGUUCCGGCUAUCUUCGUGAUCGCGCCUUUUCCUGCCUCAUUCAUCGUAACCGAGAAGAGGCAUUUUUGGCGGUUUCAGCGUUGUGUGGCUGUCUAGGCCCCCACAUUCACAAACAUCUAGCUGUAGACCUGUACUCCGUAUACUUGCUCACUUUGCCCGAUGAUCUAACUCGGCGGGUCUAAUCUGGCAAAUCUCAUUUCUCCCGCGUGGCUUCUACCUUCUGGGUGCCAAGCGGACGCAACGGGAUGAAGACUAGCCCUGAUGUGAUGCCGCGAGGGAACUAUAUCUGCCACCAAAUUUCCGCACCUGAUAUUGCUUACAGUCAAAGAUCGAGUGUUCGGAUCUCAGUCCUCUAGAUAAGGGUGUUGGAGUCAGCAACACGAUUGACCCUCUGCAAAAGACCACAAUGGCAAAAUCAAAUGAGCGCAAUGUAUACUUCGGGCCGAACUCCCUGAAGCAGUACUUUGAUCCGGACUGUCAGCCUCCGUUACCUCUGAUUGAGCUUCCGGAGUAUUUGAAUCCAUUUUACCAAGAUGGCGUUCGAAUUUAUGCCAAGAUGAUGACCAUGCACCCUGCCAACAAUGUCAAGGCCAUGCCAGCAUUGAAUAUGCUCGAGUCAAGCGUUGUUCCAAACCAGACAAAAACUAUCAUCGAAUAUAGCUCUGGCUCAACGGUGAUCUCGAUGUCGAUGAUUGCUCGGGUGAUUCAUGGCGUGCAGGAUACGCGGGCAUUUUUGAGCAACAAGACUAGCGAUGCCAAGUUGAAGUUGAUGCAGUUCUUCGGUCUGGAUAUCACACUCUUCGGGGGCCCGUCACAACCAGAACCCGCUGAUGACCGUGGCGGCAUUCAAAGUGCCCGUCGUAUGGCCCAGGAAUCUGACGACAUUGUCAAUCCCAACCAGUACGAAAAUAACGAUAACUGGCAGUCGCAUUCGCGGUGGACUGGCCCUCAAAUCUUCCAGCAAUUACCUGAGAUCAACGUCCUAUGUGCCGGUAUGGGUACCUCUGGCACCAUGACCGGCCUGGGAACGUACUUCAAGGGUGUGAAGCCCUCCGUUAUGAGACUCGGGGUUUGCACAGCCGCAGGCGAUAGGGUCCCUGGUCCCCGAUCCUAUGCGCUCAUGCGCCCUGUGGAGUUCCCCUGGAAAGGAGCAGUGGAUGCAAUUGAAGAAGUUGGCUCUUCUGACUCGUACAGUCUUUCCCUCAAGUUGUGCCGUGAGGGACUGGUAUGUGGCCCAUCAUCUGGAUUCAACCUGCAAGGUCUGUUCCAGAUGCUGGCCAAGCGCAAGUCUGCGGGGACGCUGUCUGAUCUGGCUGGCUCGGACGGGAUUACGCACUGCGUCUUCCUGUGCUGUGAUCUGCCAUACCAGUACAUUGGCGAAUACUUCCAGAAGCUUGGGGCUAAGGAAUUCCCGCCCAUUCGCAACGAGCGUUUGACAAAGGUCGACCUUCAUCGAUAUGAUGAGGCCUGGGAGCGGGACGCUUUCGAGGUCCUCCCAAAAGUCUACGCUUCUCCGCGACCCCUUAACCAGACACCACUCAGCGAGAUCACCCUAAAGCCACUGCGCCGAGUCCUCGACCUCCGUCAAACUGCAGACUUCCAGGCCUGGCACCUUCCAGAAUCAAUCAAUGUGCCACUCUCCAGUGUUAGCCCCCACACCGGAUCGCCGUUUUCAGAUCCAGCCGUACUUGAGGCGCAAUGGUUGGAGCUGGAGCAGAUCUUUGGAGACGAAUGCCUGGUCUCGGAUCUUGUUUCAUAUCAUGUCCUAGUAUUGUGCUAUGAUGGAGAUACGGCACGCGUGGCUACCAGCGUACUUCGGGCUAAGGGCCUUGAUGCGGAUAGUGUGCUUGGAGGCUACCGUGCGCUGCGGAUGUAUGACAUUGGGAGCGAGACUGCCAGGUGUGGGGCGUCAGUAUCGGUGGCACAUUCCUCGGGAAAGAUACCUAUUGCAGCCACGGUGUCUGUUUCAGCGGUUCAUCCUUGAUUGAAGCGCGGGGAUCUCACAUAGCGGGAAUAACUGUGGGAUGAUCUGCGCAGAUGAGGAUUGUCAUCGUUCUUGCAUGCAGGAAUGUAGGGUUGGAGACGGCUAUGAGAUUUGUCGAGACUGACAUCGGAUGGCCAAGUUCUGGGCCCGUAGUUUUGUAAAUAAUUGCUGCGUUUAGACACUUUGAGACCUUCUUAU